Eruca vesicaria subsp. sativa (arugula) is the source of this 663-nucleotide messenger RNA. Lineage: Eukaryota; Viridiplantae; Streptophyta; Magnoliopsida; Brassicales; Brassicaceae. The record is from the annotation of a GenBank genome assembly.
CUUUCGCCUUCCUAACUCUCAAUCUAUUUAUAUCUCUUUUUCUCUCAAAGUUGCCUCCACUUUCACAAUGAACAAAUGCGAUGAAUUCUAACAGCAAAACCACUGUAACAGUCUCCUCCUCCAAAGCUAUCUCCGGUGAAUCUAUGUCCAAGAAGCCAUAGUCUCAUCCGCCAAAGGAAACGAAACUGUGUCUCAGUUGAUUUGGAGAGUAGGCUGUGUUUUCGCUGAGAUUCUUACCAGAAGACCAGUUCUUAAAAAGGAAGAACAGAGAACUGUAGAUUGAAUAACUUCACCAAAUAUAUAAACUCUUUGGUUCACCAGAUGAAGAAUUCUGGGAGAAGACCACGACAUCACCAUGAGCGUUGUCUGAGAAAAAAAUUAUAAGGAGUUUCCGAUAACAUAAGCUGAUCUUCAGGAAAAUCUAUUAUCUGUUUAUCCAGACAAAUGAGAAACUCCCUCUUAUGCUCUCAUGUAAAAGCUGAGGGUGUUACUUGGAUCAGCAGAUUGAUUAGGACGAGUUCUUGUGCUCAGCGAAGAGAUAAGGAAACACAUUCUACCUUAACACCUGCUCAGCUGAGGGUGUGCCUGUAUCGGCAGUUUGCUCUUUCCUGUGUUUGUGCUCAGCGAAGAGAAAAUGACACACAGUCCACCUAAGAUCUAAGA